UAGUAUGUUGUUAGGCACUACUAGCAAUGCCGAUUUCAGGAUGUUGUCAAUGGAUUUAGUGUGAUGUUUUUCUUUCUAUUCUGGAAUUAUCACAGAGUGUUUAAGCGUGUGUAGUUAUAUUUCAUGAAAAUAUGGAUUCACAGUCACAAGAUCCGUACGUUAAUUUUAAGCCUCCUCCUGAGGCACCGGUUUUUACUCCAACUGAAGAGGAGUUUGCAGAUCCGUUAGGUUACAUAGCAAAAAUAAGGUCGAUUGGUUUGCAAGCUGGUAUUGUCAAAAUAAAACCACCACCAGACUGGCAGCCACCUUUUGCUGUAAAUGUGGAAACUUUCAGAUUCACACCAAGGAUACAAAAGUUAAAUGAAUUAGAGGCUCAUUCUAGGAUUAAACUUAAUUUCUUUGAUUGCUUAUACAAGUUUUGGGAUCUUCAGGGAUGCACAUUGAAAAUUCCUACAGUGGAGAGGAAGAUUUUGGACCUGUACAAACUUUUCAAGACUGUGGAAGAAGAAGGUGGUAUGGAACUUUUGAACAGAGAAAGGGGCUGGUCACGUGUUGCUAUUAAAAUGGGCUACCCUUAUGGCAGAGGAGUAGGAGGCACACUUAAGCACCACUAUGAGCGCAUACUUUUUCCCUUUUAUCUAUUCAAAAAAGGAGAAACUGUCAAAUUCAUUCCAGAGCAAAAACCUGCAAUCCCUGAUGAAAUAGAUAAAUCUGACAAGGAUUACAAACCUCACUGGAAGAUGAGUGCAGACAAGGAUAAGAACAGAAAAUCAAAACGGGCUGUUAAAGAGAGCCCUUCUCCUUCAAUUGAGGAAUACGAGUGCUUGAUAAGAAAGGAUCCUGACAUUGACUAUAGCAAAAAUAGUGAACUGAAGAAAUUGCAAUUCUAUGGAGCAGGUCCUAAAGCUGCUGUCCCAGGCUCUAAAGAUGAUCCUGAUUUUAAACCUGAUGAAAAGGGAGAUAACCGUAAAAGCAGAAUGAAGAUGUCCAUACCUGGUGCUUACUCUGGAGCAGACAAGUAUUAUUGUCAUAUGUGUGGUCGGGGGGAUGGGGAGGAGCAAAUGUUAUUGUGUGAUGGAUGUGAUGAUGCUUUCCACACCUACUGCCUUGUUCCCCCAUUGGCUGAGGUACCCAAGGGUGAUUGGAGGUGUCCCUCUUGUGUUAAACAGGCCUGUAGUAAACCCCUUGAGCCCUAUGGGUUUGAUCAGAGUAAAAGGGAUUACACAUUACAGUCUUUUGGUGAAAUGGCAGAUCAUUUUAAAGCAUCUUACUUUAAAAUGCCAGUUCAUAAGGUGACAACAAGCCAAGUGGAGAGGGAGUUUUGGAGACUGGUUAACAGCUUGGAGGAAAAUGUAAUGGUGCAAUAUGGUGCAGAUAUUCAUGCUAUGGAAAUGGGAAGUGGUUUUCCUACAAAAAAUACUGAAGAUUUGCUACCAGAAGAUGAGGAAUAUGUGACAUCAGGCUGGAACCUGAACAACCUCCCAGUGUUGGAACAGUCAGUGUUGUGUCAUAUCAAUGCUGAUAUAUCUGGCAUGAAAGUGCCAUGGUGUUAUGUGGGCAUGUGUUUUUCCAGCUUUUGUUGGCACAUUGAAGAUCAUUGGAGCUAUUCUAUCAACUAUUUGCAUUGGGGGGAGCCCAAGUCUUGGUAUGGAGUUCCUGGUGCUGAUGCUACAAAAUUUGAAGAUGCCAUGAGAGAAACUGCUCCUGAACUGUUUGAACAAGCACCAGAUCUGCUGCACCAGUUGACUACCAUCAUGAACCCAAAUAUUCUAAUGGAUAAAGGAGUUAGAAUUUUUCGUACGGAUCAGUGUGCAGGAGAAUUUGUUGUAACUUUCCCUCGAGCUUAUCAUGCUGGCUUUAAUCAAGGCUACAAUUUUGCUGAAGCUGUCAAUUUCUGUCCUGCAGAUUGGCUUCCUAUAGGUAGAGCAUGCAUAGAACACUAUCGUUUGCUGCACAGACAGUGUGUGUUCUCUCAUGAGGAACUUAUAUGUAAAAUGGCAGCAGAUCCAGAUAGCCUUGAUUUAACCCUGGCAGCUGCUACUCAUGCUGAUAUGCUUUCCAUGGUAGAAGAGGAAAGAGAUCUCAGAAAAGCUUUACUAGAAAGGGGUACACUAAAUGCUGAAAGGGAAGCAUUUGAACUACUCCCAGAUGAUGAGCGCCAGUGUGAUGUGUGCAAGACAACUUGCUUUCUUUCUUCAGUUACUUGUCCUUGUCAGCCAAGUCGUCUGGUGUGCUUGUAUCAUGUAGAGGAGUUGUGCGACUGUUCUCCCACCCGGCAUGUCUUGCGCUACCGCUACACCUUGGAUGAGCUGCCCAGUAUGUUACAUCGCCUGAAGGUCAGGGCCGAGUCGUAUGAUAACUGGAUUCUGGUUGUGAAAACUGCUUUAGAUGCCACGGGUGACAACAAAUUAGAAUUGAAUGAACUAAAAAAUCUAAUAACUGAAGCUGAAGAGAAAAAGUUUCCUGAAUCAGACCUGCUGCAGACGCUGAUCAAUGCUGUCACUGAGGCAGAGAAAUGUUCUAAUGUGGCUAAUCAACUGGUCAGCAAGAAAGUUAGAACAAGAAAUCGACAGUCCAUUGAAGGUAAAUAUGUGGCUAAAUUAACCCUUGAUGAAUUGAACUGCUUUUUUGAACAAGUAAAUGGACUUCCAUGUAUCAUUAAAGAAACCAAACUAAUUAAAGAGUUGUUAGAUAAAGUUGUAGAAUUCCGUGAAGAAGCCCAAGAUGCCUUAGAUGCAGAGACACCAGACUCUGAACAAGUGGAGACUCUUAUAGAAAUAGGCAUUAGCCUAGAUGUUGAUCUGCCAGAAAUACCAAAGCUAAAACAGGUACUGCAACAAGCACGCUGGCUUGAUAAUGUUCGUCUGUCUAUGAAAGAUGCCAGCUCAGUGACUUUAGACAUGAUGAGGAAGCUGAUAGAAUCUGGUGUAAGUCUUGCACCACACCCUGCUGUAGAAAAAGCCAUGGCAGAACUCCAGGAACUGUUGACUGUCAGUGAGAGAUGGGAAGAGAAGGCCAGAAUAUGUUUACAAGCAAGACCUCGCCAUUUGUUGACAACACUUGAAGCAAUCAUUGCUGAAGCAAGAAACAUUCCCGCACAUCUCCCAAACAUUGCAUCACUUAGAGAAGCUGUGAAAAAGGCCAAGGAGUGGAUCCAGAAGGUUGAAGCUAUACAAAGUGUGGAGCAGUAUGCCUAUCUGGAGGUGUUAGAAGGACUUGUGGCUAAAGGGCGACCUAUUCCUGUUAGACUGGAUCAGUUGCCACAAUUAGAAUCACAGGUAGCAGCAGCCAAGUCAUGGAAGGAGAGGACUGCCCGCACUUUCCUCAAGAAAAACUCUUCCUUUACAUUAUUAGAGAUUUUAUCGCCAAGGAAUGAUAUAGGCAUCUAUAAUGGUGGGCGUUGCAAGAAAAAGCGUUUAAAAGAUGCUGAUAAAAAAGAAAGUGAUGGUGCUCUGGACUAUGCUAGUGAUGACAGUAGAAACUCUGGCGUGUCCAUUCUUACUCAGGUAGCAGCAUUUAAGAUGGGGGAGGUUAAAGAAGUGGAGAUGAUGAGAGACCUACGCACACGCAACAUGGAGAAGCGCCAUGACACUGAUGCUAAAUUUUGUGUGUGCAGGAAACCUGCAUCUGGUUUUAUGUUACAGUGUGAACUUUGCAAAGAUUGGUUUCAUGGAACAUGUGUCUCAUUUCCUAAGUCAGCCAGCAUUAAAAAUAAAACAUCGCAAGCAGCAAUUAUGCAGGCAACAAAGGAAAUGAAGUUUUUGUGCCCUUUGUGCCUAAGAUCUCGUCGCCCACGUCUUGAAACAAUCUUAUCACUGCUGGUGUCAUUGCAAAAACUGCCAGUAAGAAUGUCAGAAGGAGAAGCAUUGCAGUGUCUUACAGAGAGAGCCAUGGCAUGGCAGGAUCGAGCAAGACAAGUCCUAACAACCACAGAUAUGGCAUCCGCAAUGGCUCAGCUCAGUGUGAUGAGUCAACGAAUGGUUGAACAGGCAGCUCGGGAAAAAACUGAAAAGAUUAUAAAUGCUGAGCUUCAGAAGGCUGCCAAUAAUCCUGAAUUACAGCCUCACCUUGCCUCUGUCACACAGAGUGCUUUUGGCAAUAGAGACAGUUCCAGUAUGUCUUUGCUACAUCAUGGAGACAUAGACUUUGAUAGGUGGGCAGCUAAACAUCAUCAUUCCUACCCUGAAGAUGAUGGUCACAGAGAGGCCAGUAUAGGAGUCAACCUGGAUGCUCCUCUCUCCCCAACCCCAGGGGACAUGUCACCAUUGUCCCAGACUUUAGUCCCUGCUCCUAACCCCAUGUCUCAAGAUAUUGGCGCUGAGAUUGACAUUUCAUCUGUGGCUUCUCUUGGGAUGUCAUCAGAACACGCUUACUCAUCUGUCUCUAAAGGAAUGUCCAAUGGCUCGCCUCGUAAAAAUCUUCGCAAGUCACCUCUAGUACCUCGCACUUGUGAGAUCCCUUUACUGGAUGUAGCAGAAACUAAGAGAGCUCAGCUUGAAGAGCUGAUGAUGGAAGGAGAUUUGCUUGAGGUGUCUUUAGAUGAAACACAGCAUAUCUGGCGCAUUUUGCAGGCCUGUUACACUCGCACAGAGCCUAACAGAUAUUCAGAUGUAGAGGCUUCUGGACAGACUGGUUUUGAAAAAAACAGAGAGAAAAAAGAGCUUAAGAAGAAAGAUAAAGAUGGUUUGAUGAAAAUAAAAGAAAAAAUGAAGAGAAAAAAGAACAUGGGGGAGAACAGACUUAGUGAUUUAAUGAUUAAGAGGAUCAAAGUGGAAAAUGGGGUUGAGACAAUACUCAAGAAAAAGAAAUUCCAAAAAAAGAAAGAUUUAUUGAAUGAGAACAAGGAUGGCAUAAAAGGAAAACUGAAGGAUUCUGGAGACUCAGGCACAACAAAUCCAGAUGGAAAGCCUAAAAUGAAGAAAAAGAAAAAACUUCUUACAAAAGGUAGUGCAGUACAAAGCGCCCCAGCAGAGCCAGGAAGUAACUCAGCACCUGUUGAAACUGUUGAAGGUUCAGGGGCUACAGCUGUUGGAACUGCAGAAAAUACAAAACCCAAAGAGCGGCGCCCAAAAGUAAAGAGAGAGCGAAAGGUCAAAGAAGAGCUUGUUAUGAUGGAUGACAGUGAUGAUAAUGAUAACGAUGAAGAUUGUUCAGCCUUUAAGUGCUUGAGACCUACAGGUGAAGCAGUAAACUGGGUACAGUGUGACCGUUGUGAGCUGUGGUUUCAUCUCUUAUGUGUUGGGCUCAAGAAAGAAGAGGUACGGGAUGAAGAAGACUAUGUAUGCUUUAGUUGUCGUGAGGGGAGCAGUGUGGCCCUGGUGGGAUCUCCAGCAAAAACAGGCUCCAGUGAUGCCACCAUUGAAGCAGACAAAAUCAAGAAAGAACCAAAAGAAAAUCUGUUUGACUCCAGUCCACCAUGUUCUCCCAGUGUGCGUGCAGCUGCUGACAAAGCAAUAUCAGAUGUUGUGGAAGCUGUGGCUGCCAGCUCCAAAGAGAGGCGUUUGGAAGCUGAAAAAAGAGUGGAGGCAGUUGAGUCGAUGAUGCAGUUAGAGAAGGGGAUCCCUAGCUCAGUGCAGGAAACACCCGCAGUGUCUGAGGGUAAAAGUGAAGGGGUUGACCAGGCAUCAGAGUCUAAAGCUGAAGAUGAGGAUGUUGUGGUCAUUGCUACUAGUCAGCAGGAGGAAAUUGAGAUUGAUGAUGAUGAAGAUGAGAAAGUGGAUAAAAAUGAAGAAGUUGAAGAUAUUGAGGAGGAAGAGGAAGAAGAAGAAAUAGAUGAGGAUGGUGAGGAGGGAGAAGAAGAAGAAAUUGAUGAAGAAUGUGAUGCUGAAGAAGAUGAAGAAGAGGAGGAAGAAGAUGAGGAAAUGGGGGAAGUGGAAGAGAAAGCUGUGCAUGUUGAAGAGUGUGAUGAUGUCACAGAGACGGCCGAGGAAUCCGAGCAAGAAGAUAUUGAGGUGGAGAAGUCAGAAGAAAAUCAGCUUGUAACACAGACUGAAAGCAAUGUCCUCUUGGACAAUUCCUGACAAUGCCAAAGCUUCAGUCUUGUGGUAUGAUGUGAGUGGCUGGCUGUGUAAGUGAAUUAUUUGUAGCUGUUUUUUCUAGACCAUGAUGAAAAAACUUCUAAUGAAUUAUCUUUCUUUUGUCACAAUUAUUUGCAAUAAAAAAAUUGUUCAGUACAUUGGUUUAUAAUAACAAUAAUGUAUAUAACUGAAAAGUAAAUUUUGUUCUAAUGUAUAUAUUGAUUCUGAAAUUAUUUUCUUAAGUUAUGUUAUUGUUUGCCAGAUGUAUACCUUAAAAAUUAAUGUUUGCACAAAACCAGAUAUAUCUAUUUGGAUCUUUUUUAAAAAAAGGUAUCUCCCACCUUUGAUUAAAUCUGAAACAAAGUGUUUCUGUAGAUGAGCUAGAAAGGUGAAUGGUUCUCUGCUUAGGCUUCCUCCUUGUGGUGAAAGAUCUCUGGAGGUCAUUAAAUACUAUUGGUAGAAACUACAUUGAUAACAGCUGUAGCUGUCUACCCUAGUAAACUGUGAUACAGUUUAAACAUAUUUAUUUUUAUGUUAGCAAAAUACCAAUAUGUUAUCCAUUAAUAUCUGAAUAUCAGGAAAUCAUAUAAUAGCAUUGAUUAGUGUUAACCAUAAGUAAAAUUGACUAAUGUUUCAUAGAGUUACAUUUAAUUUAUUUAUAUAACUACUUAUUUGUUAGUUUUGUUAUUUGUAAGCUAUUGGCGUGUGAAUCAUGUUUACACCAAACGUGAACAGUUAUCAAUUUGUGUUUAUCGGUACAUACUUUUCAACCAGUUUUUUUAUACAACCAACAUCACCUUGUGUCAACAUGAUUAUUGUUAAUAUAAUACACUUCAUUUUCUUCUUGCAUCAUAUAUUUAAAAUACUUGUAAAUAAAUUAAUUUUAUUAGUAUAUAAGAAAUAUCUCUAGUAAAAAUGAUUUGAAGUGAUGCGUUUAGUUAUGAAAAUAUAAUUUGGUUUGGACACAAGGGUGAUUGUAUUCCCUCCUGUAUGUAAGUUUGUGUUAUUUGUUGUAAUUUUUUUUCUAAAAUAAUGUAUUGUCAGCUUUAUAAAUAGCCAUUAAUGUGACAUUUAUCUUAGUCGAUUAAUGUACAAUCCCAGAUUUGAGUGUUCAUUGAUUUCUGAUCUUCCUAUCCAAGCCAACGCAGCAGCUAAUGAGAGAUUUUUUUUAGCAUCACAUGCUUGUGCCCAUCAUUUCAUCCAACAGAUCUAACCAUUCAAAAAUGUUUAACAAUAUUUUGUUGUUGAUCUUCAGAUUAUUGAAAAAAUAUUGAUAAUAAAAUACUUAUUAGUUUAGAAAAGUGUUUUGAUAUUUUUUUUUAGUUAAACAAUUAUGAAAUAACAGGAUGGAAAUGUGCAGUUGAUGUCAUCCAUUAUUGACCAUGAAUUUUUAUAAGGUUUGGUCCACUGAACUUGUAAACUUUUUGUGCAGUGUUAUAAAAAUAAAGUAUACAUUUUUUGUUUUAGGUUUAAUCAAUUCAUUGCUGUUUUGUUGCUUGGGGUCAUUAGGAAAUUAAAAAUAACUAGUUGCUCUUUUCAAAUUUUAUUCCAUUAAAUUUUUAAUUCACACACAUUUUUUUUAAAUACACAAAAAAUAAGUUAGCUAAUGCAGACUAAAUCUACAGCUAGAACCUCCUUUUUGUUGGCUGUAAAGAAAUCAUGCAUUAAAGAGCAGCUAUAAACAGUUAUCUGUGAACAAAAAUCAUGGUGAAGGGUGUUACAUUAUGUAAUUAAGAAUCUGUACACAUCAAUGACUUGGUCAGGUUGGGUGAAUUUUUGAA
Molecule: messenger RNA, 7798 nt
Organism: Physella acuta
Lineage: Eukaryota; Metazoa; Mollusca; Gastropoda; Physidae
Product: lysine-specific demethylase 5A
Biological process (GO): chromatin remodeling; regulation of DNA-templated transcription
Cellular component (GO): chromatin; nucleus
Molecular function (GO): DNA binding; histone H3K4me/H3K4me2/H3K4me3 demethylase activity
Source: RefSeq, a predicted model, not a curated record